Quercus lobata is the source of this 990-nucleotide messenger RNA. RefSeq lists its product as uncharacterized. The transcript has a single exon. The record is from RefSeq and is a predicted model, not a curated record. NCBI's taxonomy places the organism in Eukaryota, Viridiplantae, Streptophyta, Magnoliopsida, Fagales, Fagaceae. The coding region runs from base 123 to 572 and encodes 149 amino acids.
AUAUUUCAUUUUCAUCAUACCAAGAAAGAAGAAAAAGAGAGUCCCAACUCACAAUCACAAAAAGUUUUCCCAAAUUCGAUCAGUUUCGCACACACACACAAAGAGAAAAUUAAUUCAUAGUCAUGGGUAACAGUCUAAGGUGUUGCUUGGCUUGUGUUCUUCCUUGUGGAGCUCUUGACUUGAUCCGCAUAGUCCAUUUGAAUGGCUACGUAGAAGAGCUUACAGGUCCAAUCACUGCUGGUGAGGUCCUUAAGGCAAACCCAAAUCAUGUCCUAAGCAAACCAUGCUCUCAAGGCGUUGUACGCAAAAUCUUAAUACUCUCACCAGAGGCUGAGCUCAAAAGAGGAAGCAUUUACUUCUUGAUCCCUUCAUCUUCUUUUCCAGAAAAGAAAAAGAGUGGCAACAAGUCCUCCAAGAAGAGCAAAAAGUGUCAAACCAACAAUGAUGUCUCAGAAGACUGUGAUCGUUACCUAGAGAAUGUCAUAUCGGAAAAGAAAUCCUCACGUAGAGAUCGUAGAAAUGGCAGAGUUGGAGUAUGGAGACCUCAUCUUGAGAGCAUCUCAGAAGACUAGUAUAGUCUUAAAUACUAAAAAUUCUUUUUUUUUUUCCAGCGAUAACCAAAGUGGGUUCAAUCAUGCAAUGGGGCCGGUUUUGAUUAAUGUACGUGGGGUUAUUGGUUUUGUGGAUAAGUUUUAAUUACUUUGUUUGCCUUUUUUUUUUUUUUUUGUGUGUUUCGGUCUGUGUAUAAUAAUGGCAGAUCGGGAUUCCACAAUUCAUGAGGUCAUGAAUCCGUUUGCUUCUCGAGAAAAAAAAUUUAUGACGGAGAGAGAAAUCUUUGUACUAAAAAUGAAAUUGUAUUUUACACACCCUCCAAAAGUUGUAAGUAAAUAUGUUUCUUUUUUUCUCUUCCUACAAAUUUAUUUCCUUGAGCAUGAGAAGAAAAUAAUUGGGGGGACUCUUAAUAUAGUAGCCCAAAUUGAGUUGAAUUUA